Rhodamnia argentea is the source of this 1178-nucleotide messenger RNA. Its product is annotated as WAT1-related protein At4g30420-like. The transcript has 7 exons. The record is from RefSeq and is a predicted model, not a curated record. Gene Ontology annotation, molecular function: transmembrane transporter activity. Gene Ontology annotation, cellular component: plasma membrane. NCBI's taxonomy places the organism in Eukaryota, Viridiplantae, Streptophyta, Magnoliopsida, Myrtales, Myrtaceae. Bases 4 to 1140 code for a protein of 378 amino acids.
AGGAUGGGUGGUUUUGAUGACUACAAGCCUGUCGUGGCCAUGUUUGGCCUGCAGUUCACUUAUGCAGCUCUUGCUCUGUUCGCUAGAGCUUCUCUUCUACAAGGGUUGAGCCCCAGAGUCUUUGUUGUGUAUAGACAAGCCACGGCCACACUCUUCAUUUCACCUGUUGCCUUCUUGUGGAGGAAGUCUCACAAUACUUCGUUGGGAUUAAAGAGUUUCUCUUGGAUAUUCUUGGCAUCUCUCAUUGGGAUAGCAAUCAAUCAAAUCAUGUACUUGGAGGGUAUGUACUUAACCUCAUCAUCGAUGGCUAGUGCAUCUGGCAACCUCGUCCCUGCAACCACAUUUCUGGUGGCAUCCACUCUUCGAAUGGAGAAGAUAAAUGCAAGAAGUCUAAGAAGCAUUGCCAAGAUACUGGGCACCGUAGUCUGCGUUGGUGGAGCCAUUGUGAUGGCGUUGCUCAGGGGACCAAAGCUUCUAAAUGCAGAGUCCCAUCGACAUUCAAGGUCUAUUUUUGCUUCUGAAGGCGACGGUUGGUUGCAGGGUUGCGUAUUUCUCGUUGGAAGUGCUUGUUGCUGGUCGAUUUGGCUGAUUCUUCAGGUCCCAAUGUCGGCAAGCCAUCCUGAUCAUCUAUCCCUAUCGGCUUGGAUGUGUUUUAUGUCCACAAUUCAAUGUGCAGUCAUUACAUUAUUCCUAGAACAAGAUCCUGAAGCAUGGAAGAUCCAUUCCAAGCUCGGAAUAGCUGCUAUUCUGUAUGCUGGAAUUGUAGGAUCUGGAAUUUCUUACUUCGUCCAGUCAUGGUGCAUUUCCCAAAGAGGCCCUCUCUUCUCCGCAAUGUUCAACCCUCUAUGCACUGUUAUAGUAACCAUUUUGGCUACUAUAUUUCUGCACGAAGAAAUAUAUAUCGGAAGCUUGGCAGGUGCAAUUGGGGUAGUAGCUGGUUUAUAUUUUGUGCUGUGGGGUAAAGCUAAAGACCAUGUCGAGAUCAAUGAAGAGACAGAGCCCAUUCUUCAAAUUGAUCGUGCUCGCACCGUGAAACCAUCUGCUGAUGGUUCGUCACUGGAGAAGCCGUCAAGUUGUAAAUGCGAUUUAUCAGAACCUCUUUUAUCAGAUAUAUCAUCUGAUGAAACGAACCCUGUCUAGAUCGACAAGUUUUGCGAAUUUCCUUUAUGUAUUUGAAU